Messenger RNA from Strongylus vulgaris, 351 nucleotides. The record is from the annotation of a GenBank genome assembly. Lineage: Eukaryota; Metazoa; Nematoda; Chromadorea; Rhabditida; Strongylidae.
AUGAUCUUCACAAGCUUUACAGGCAAAGCUUUGGAUUCUGAGAUGAUCCUGUCACAGGUUGAUCGUGUCUAUAUGGCCCUGAUCAUUGCAAUCAUAUUUCAGUAUCGCGAUGAUUGGAAAUACGUGGCAAUGAUUAUCGACCGGCUACUGCUCUACGUCUUUUUCGGUAUUACAGUUGGUGGUACUUGUGGAAUAUUGUUUAGCGCUCCUUCGGUAUUUCAAGGCAAGUUAGAGACAUUUUCACAAUUCUGCUUUUCUGCUACAGUACAUAUAAAUUUUUCAGUUGUCGAUCAGCGAGAAGUUCUGGACAAAUUAAUCAAUCUCUACAAAACUGGCGGUAGUCAUGACUAA